CCAGUGGAUUUUACAGCUACUGUAGUAAAUCUUGUCAAUAUUCAGUUUGUGGGUAAUCUAUUAUUUUCUUUCUGAACUUCUAAGGGGAAUUAAGGGGACAGAACGUUUAUUUAAGGGGGCAUUGCCCCCUCUUGCCCUAGCGUAGAGCUGGCCACGCUUCUGUACUGGGAAGAAGUUCAGAGCGGUGAAGUCCUGUCUAACCUGCCCGGCCUCUUACUGUCAGACUCACCUGCAGCCUCAGUAUGAAGGAGACGCCCUGAAACAUCACAAGCUGGUUGAUCCUGACAGAAAUCUGAAGGAGAAACUCUGUGAGAAACAUCAGAAAAUUCUGAUAAGACAUGUAUCUGCGUGAUGUGAGGAAUGACUGAACAUAAAAAUCAUGAAAUGGUUGAGCUGGACACAGAAAGAGAAGGAAUACAGGUGUCUGUGAAAAGAGAGGUGGAACAAAAUGAGAAGAGCUUCACUUUUCUAUUACAGUGCAUUGAGAAAACCCACAGGAAACUGACUGAGUGGAUCAGAGAACAAGAACAGAGUGAAAUGGAAAGGCUGAAGGAGUCAUGGAGCAACUGAAGAAGGAGAUUGUAGAGCUGAAGAGAAAAGAGGCAGAGCUGAAGGAGCUUUCAGAGACCAAGGACCAUCUCCACUUCGUGCAGAUGAGAGCGGCACUUCAGAGGGAGUCUGAUCAGACUGGGACUUUCUCAUCUCACUCUGUCCUUCCUGCUGAUGGAGACUCUCUGAGCUUCACUGUCACUGCUGAUUUCACUGCUGAGGACCUGAGAAAGAAUCUGGAGAAGAUCAGCCAGGGAGAUAUCAUGACAAGGACUCCAUCAGCUCAUGACGUUCCAGUUUUAACCCUCCAGCCUCCAGAACCUCAGAGCAGAGACGACUUUUUAAAAUACUUCUGUCCCCUCACACUGGACAUCAACACGGCACAUGAACGCCUCCGUCUGUCUGAAGAGAACAAAAAGGUGACAUGUGAGAGGACAGAGACUGAAUAUCCUGAUAAUCCUGACAGAUUUGACUGCUUCACCCAAGUUCUGUGCAGAGAGGCUCUGACUGAGACUCGCUGUUACUGGGAGGUGGAGUGCAGUGGACACUUCAUGAUGAUUGGAGUCGCAUAUAAAGGACUGGGCAGGAAAGGAGAGAACUGGGAAUGCAGCUUUGGAAACAACGACAAGUCUUGGUGUUUGCACUGUUCUUAUUCGCAGUACUUUGUGUGGAACAAUAACCAGCAGACUGUAAUCAGCGCCCCCUACAGCCCCAGAAUAGGUGUGUAUCUGGACUGGCCUGCUGGCUCUCUGUCAUUUUAUAGCGUCUCACACACAAUGACCCUCCUGCACAGGUUCAACACCUCCUUCACUGAGCCCCUCUAUCCAGGGUUUGGGCUUGGUCGUAACUGCAGUAUAUGGAUUAGCAAUAAGAAGAGAUGCCUACUUCAGUCACCUCUCGAAGAGCAGCAGCUGAUAUUCAGACUUGCUUCAAUCGACACCAAGUGUGCAUCUCUGCAGCCCGGAGCCUCCACCCUGGAGCUCCAAGGAGGUGGUGUUUACUCCAAUGGGCGCCAGCUGGGAGGAACUUGA
This is a messenger RNA of Polypterus senegalus (gray bichir), 1580 nucleotides long. RefSeq names its product tripartite motif-containing protein 16-like. Gene Ontology annotation, molecular function: protein binding. The coding region runs from base 558 to 1580 and encodes 340 amino acids. The record is from RefSeq and is a predicted model, not a curated record. Lineage: Eukaryota; Metazoa; Chordata; Cladistia; Polypteriformes; Polypteridae. The transcript has 6 exons.